Molecule: messenger RNA, 1159 nt
Organism: Pistacia vera
Lineage: Eukaryota; Viridiplantae; Streptophyta; Magnoliopsida; Sapindales; Anacardiaceae
Product: bifunctional monothiol glutaredoxin-S16, chloroplastic-like
Exons: 2
Coding region: 11-910 (299 amino acids)
Source: RefSeq, a predicted model, not a curated record
CUCAAACUCAAUGGCCACAAACACAAUCAAUCUCUCUACACUUCAAAGCUCCUCUUCACUUCGCUUAAUCUCUUAUUAUUCUCCCAAAACUACCCCCAACCUUUCAUUUUAUACACGCUUUAGAACCUCUGUCCACCUAUCCUCCGUUUCUUCUAAACCCUACAGAAAUACAUUUAAACCUCGCUCUCUAAUCAUCACUGCAGCUGUCAAAACCCUCUCGGAGACGGAGAUACUCGCCGUGCCGUUAACUGCUGAAGAGUUCAAUUUGAAAUUGCCGUCAGAUUCCGGCGUUUACGCUGUUUAUGAUAAAAACGAUGACCUUCAAUUCAUUGGUAUUUCACGGAACAUUGCCGCCAGCGUAGUGGCUCAUUUAAAAUGGGUACCGGAGUUAUGCGGCUCCGUGAAGGUUGGAGUAGUAGAUGAACCUGAUAGAACAGUUUUAACCCAAGCUUGGAAGUCAUGGAUGGAAGAAUACAUACAAGCCACCGGAAAAGUCCCACCAGGCAAUGAAUCAGGGAACAACACUUGGGUUCGGCAGCCUCCUAAGAAAAAACCUGAUCUCCGUCUCACUCCUGGUCGUCAUGUCCAGCUGACAGUUCCACUUGAUGAGCUCAUCGAUAAGUUGGUAAAGGAGAACAAGGUGGUGGCCUUUAUAAAGGGAUCAAGAAGUGCACCAAUGUGUGGAUUCUCGCAGAGAGUGGUUGGCAUUCUUGAAAGUGAAGAGGUGGAUUUUGAAAGUGUGGAUGUCCUUGAUGAAGAGUAUAAUUAUGGAUUGAGGGAGACACUAAAGAAGUAUAGUAACUGGCCAACAUUCCCACAAAUUUUCUUGAAUGGAGAAUUGGUUGGAGGGUGUGAUAUCCUUUCCUCCAUGCAUGAGAAGGGUGAGAUUGCAGGAUUGUUCAAAAAGUAAGUAGAUUUUUGAAUUUAUGUAUUUGAGAGAGUAUUGUAAUAGAGUACAAAAUUAGAUCACAAGACUAUUUACGUGGGAACAGAGUUGAUUGUCUAGGCGGUGGAUGUUUUGUGUACAAUAUACAAACUUGAUCCAUUCGAGAACGAAGGAACAAUUGAUUCCUAUUUAGUAUUGAGCGUCAUCCCUCUGUGUAAAACAAUUUGUUGAAUCACUUAAUGUAACUCUUUUUCAAUUUUGAAGGACAUCUUU